This is a messenger RNA of Eremothecium gossypii ATCC 10895, 1521 nucleotides long. It is a transcript of the gene CDC3, whose product is annotated as septin CDC3. The record is from RefSeq and is marked provisional. Gene Ontology annotation, molecular function: GTP binding; molecular adaptor activity; GTPase activity. Bases 1 to 1521 code for a protein of 506 amino acids. Gene Ontology annotation, cellular component: cytosol; cell division site; microtubule cytoskeleton. Gene Ontology annotation, biological process: cytoskeleton-dependent cytokinesis. NCBI's taxonomy places the organism in Eukaryota, Fungi, Ascomycota, Saccharomycetes, Saccharomycetales, Saccharomycetaceae. The transcript has a single exon.
AUGUUACCUACAGGCUCGCAGGAGGAUUCGGCAAACACCAACAGUGCCACGACGGCGGGAGGCGUGACAACCAGCACGGGGGGCGCACUAAUGAGCAACGGGACGGCGAGCGCGAAGGACACAAGCUCGGACAUGAACGUGAAGGAGGAGGAGAUGGGGUUGGACCUUCCGGACGACAAGGAGAAUGUGGCGACGGCACUGGGUGGCGAGCUCGCGGCGGGCCAGGUGCUGCCAGACCAGCCAGACCUGCGGAUCAUCCACCGCAAGAUCUCGGGGUACGUGGGGUUCGCAAACCUUCCCAAGCAGUGGCAUCGCAAGUCGAUCCGGCGCGGGUUCAACCUCAAUUUGCUCUGCGUGGGCGCCAAGGGGUUGGGGAAGUCGACCUUGAUCAACACGUUGUUCAACAAGGAGCUAUACACGGCGAAGGACGACACGCCGGAGCAGUUCAACGCGUUGAAGCUUGAGGACGGUGAGGACGGCGACGAGUCGCGGGCCAAGGACGGCGAGAACAAGGUGAAGAUUGAGACCGUCACGACGGAGAUCGAGGAGAACGGCGUGGUGUUGAAGUUGACGGUGGUGGACACGCCGGGCUUCGGGGACGCGAUAGAUAACACCGACUCGUGGAAGCCGAUUGUAGACGAGAUGAACUCGCGCUUCGACCAGUAUCUGGAUGCGGAGAACAAGAUCAAUCGCACGACGAUUGACGACAACCGCAUCCACGCGUGCUUGUACUUCAUCGAGCCCACUGGGCACUGUUUGAAGCCACUUGACUUGGAAUUCUGCAGGCAGGUGCAUGACAAGUGCAACUUGAUCCCUGUGAUCGCUAAGUCCGAUAUCUUGACGGAUGAGGAGAUCGAGCACUUCAAGUGGACCAUCAAGAAACAGUUGGAUGAUGCCAAGGUGCACCUAUUCCAGCCGCCACAAUACUUGCUCGACGACGAGGAGACGCAGCGCGCCACUCGCCAGUUGUUCUCCAAGGUGCCCUUCGCCGUUGUCGGCUCGACCCACGAGGUGGCCACCUCAGACGGGAGGACAGUCCGCGGUAGGUCCUACCCAUGGGGUAUCAUUGAAGUCGACAACGAAAAACACUCCGACUUUGUCUACUUGCGUGAUCUCUUGAUUCGGCAAUACUUGGAAGAGCUUCGCGAAAGAACAAACAACGAGCUAUAUGAGAAGUAUCGCUCUGAAAAGUUGAUCCGCAUGGGCAUUAAGCAGGACAAUUCCGUUUUCAAGGAGUUCGAUCCGGAAUUGCGCCAGCAGGAGGAAAAGCAUCUCCACGAGGCCAAGUUGGCGAAGUUGGAAGCCGAGAUGAAGGCUGUUUUCCAGCAGAAGGUCUCAGAGAAGGAAAAGAAGUUACAAAAGUCCGAGGCGGAACUUUUCGCUCGCCACAAAGAAAUGAAGGAAAAAUUGAUGAAGCAACUCAAAGCUUUGGAGGAGAAAAAGCACCAGUUGGAGAUGUCUUUGGCGAACCAGAGUUCUCAGUCUCCAGCACAGCCAAAGAAGAAAGGUUUCUUGCGCUGA